UGUGUCCAUCUUGCCAACUGGAGUGCAGGCUUCUAAAGUUGCUUUGCCUGCGUCUUUUUUUAGCCUGCACGCCUUCAAGCUGCUGGUUCGGUGUUGCAAGUCAUUUGCAGUAGUUUUGGUGAAUGAACGCUGGUGUGUUUGCAGGCUUUGUCUGAUCUUGAGAUUGCGCUAAUACUUGCAACAAACAGCAGCAGAGAGUAUCAGACCUGAGUGUACUACUUCAGCUUGCAGCCCCGGUGUCAACUUAAGUGUGUGACCGUCUGCUGAAGCCUGAUUUCGGGGGAGAGACACGCUGCAAUGGAUCGUGGAAGUUCGACACUGGAGCACUACAAGGCAGCCAUGUUGCUGAGUGGUGUUGGUGAUGCUCUGGGCUACAGGAACCAGCUGUGGGAGUACAAUGAGUCGGGACCAGCUAUUCACCAGGAGCUGAAGGAGCUCGGCGGUCUGAAGAACAUCAAGGCCGAGCUCCCCGACUGGCCAGUGAGUGAUGACACAGUUCUGCAUCUGGCAACGGCUGAAGGACUAGCAACUGGGAAGGGCGGGGAAGAGCUCCUGCAUGAGGUGGCUGUUCGCUAUGUUGAGGGGAUGAAAGACAUGGAGGGGAGGAAACCAGGGCCUUCAAGCAUUCUGGGAGUCUCCCAGCUGAGGCCUGGGCAGGAAGGGGGCUUCAGAGUGCCCUAUAACCCUGAGGGGACAGGCUGUGGAGCAGCCAUGAGGUCCAUGUGCAUUGGUCUGAGGUAUCCAAAGCCUGAUCAGCUGUUGUCCUUGGUGGCAGUUGCCGUGGAGACAGGCAGGAUGACCCAUCCUCACCCCACUGGUUUCCUGGGAGCUGUAGCGUCUGCACUUUUCACAGCGUACGCGGUCCAGCACAGGCCCAUCACAACUUGGGGUUUAGGCCUGAUCAAUGAGGCCUGUCCGAUAGCAAAGAUGUUUGUUCAGGGUCGGGGCUUCGCCGUAGAAGAGACGGAGAGAGACUGGAACUACUUCUGUGACAAGUGGCAGUGGUAUCUGGAUAUGAGGGGGAUCUCCACUGGGGUGGGGCCUGUGCGUUUUCCAGACUCCUACGGCCCAGCUGAGAGGGAUGAAGCCUACAAGAGCUUCAGCCUUUUGGGAUGGGCGGGCCGCAGCGGUCACGACGCUCCGAUGAUAGCGUAUGACUCCCUGCUGGGAGCGGGCUCAGACUGGGAGGAGCUGAUGAGCCGAGCAGGUUUCCACGGAGGUGACAGUGACAGCACUGCAGUGAUUGCCUGCUGCUGCUGGGGUCUUCUCUACGGCACCAAUGGGGUCCCAGAAGGCAACUACUCCAAUCUGGAGUACCGGGACCGACUGGAGCGCAGUGCCGAUCAACUUUACACCCUGUCGCACUGAGAAGGCCACCGCAGCUGUCCUCUCUGACCGUGUGUGUGCUGACAGGACACAGCUAGGGGAAAAACUAGGCCACACACUGACACAUUGAUGUAGGACUUGCUGGUGCCCUCAGCGGUACAUUGAUCUUGAGUGCUGUCACUGAGCCACAAAGUGUGGUGUCAUACUUGCCUGAAGGGGAAGCAGAGUGUCCCACUAACCUAAAGAAGAGUCAUUUCUGCCACAACAAGGGUGCCUCAUGAUGUCGGCACAGGGGCUGGGGAAUGAAGAGGGGUCCCUCUAGUGACCACUUUAAAUUACCAUGCAGAGCUGUAUCAUGGACAAAUUCAAACUAAUGAGCAUAUGAAUAAAAAAGUCCCCUAGGAGGCAAUUACUUCAUUUUGUCAGCGUAACAGCAAAUGCUUAGCAAACCUCAAAUUUAAUGUGUUCUUGUUAUUGACUAAUGAAUGAUACAUUUGUGCAUCUCGUUAUGGUUAACUGUUACUUCACACAGUGCAGGGCAAACUGCAACACUGUAGGCAAGCACAACUAAUGACAAUAAAUUAAAACAAACAAACUUUGAAGUAGAGUUGAAAACUUUA
This is a messenger RNA of Scomber scombrus (Atlantic mackerel), 1946 nucleotides long. RefSeq names its product ADP-ribosylarginine hydrolase (gene adprh). Gene Ontology annotation, biological process: protein de-ADP-ribosylation. The record is from RefSeq and is a predicted model, not a curated record. NCBI's taxonomy places the organism in Eukaryota, Metazoa, Chordata, Actinopteri, Scombriformes, Scombridae. The coding region runs from base 298 to 1368 and encodes 356 amino acids. The transcript has 8 exons. Gene Ontology annotation, molecular function: ADP-ribosylarginine-[protein] hydrolase activity; magnesium ion binding.